This is a messenger RNA of Dovyalis caffra, 507 nucleotides long. NCBI's taxonomy places the organism in Eukaryota, Viridiplantae, Streptophyta, Magnoliopsida, Malpighiales, Salicaceae. The record is from the annotation of a GenBank genome assembly.
AUGGAGCAUUUAUUGAAGCCCUAUAAAAGAACAUUGCUAUUUGUUAUAUGUGAUAACACAAAUACUCCACUUGAAUGUUUGGGGAGUGUUAAUAUAGAGAAGAUAUGGACUGCAACUGCUGAACCUGAGACUCCUAGAAGUGCUUCUCUUAGUGAAUUUUUUAACGUGGAGAUCACUGCUUUGUCUAGCUAUGAAUUUGAAAAGAAGAAGUUUAAAGAGGAGGUUGCUCAUCUAAGGCAGCAGUUCAUCUCUCCAAGAGUUCUAUGUGAACAGAUUGCUGAGGAGAAGCUCAAACAAUUUACUUCUGAUGAUGAUUGUUUGGCAUUGAAAGGAACUGUUAAAGCUGGUCUUGUAUCUUGGUUUGGAGCAAACCUCAGUUCUGUAUUGGAACCUAUCUUUCACGUUAUGACAAGAAGGCUAGAACAGUUACUGAACAAAGAAGGAAAUGUUGCUUUUGCUCGUAUCUAUGCUCAAUCUGGCAUGCUUGAAUUUGAUCAAGGAUAUUAA